Molecule: messenger RNA, 2883 nt
Organism: Westerdykella ornata
Lineage: Eukaryota; Fungi; Ascomycota; Dothideomycetes; Pleosporales; Sporormiaceae
Product: chromosome segregation protein-like protein
Exons: 4
Coding region: 145-2760 (871 amino acids)
Biological process (GO): mitotic cell cycle; DNA repair; DNA-templated DNA replication
Cellular component (GO): nuclear replication fork
Molecular function (GO): protein binding; chromatin binding
Source: RefSeq, a predicted model, not a curated record
UGGACUCCAAGCGGCGGGGCAUGGAAGAGAUGCCGUUAUCGAUAAGCGCAUGGGCCACACAUUUUGACCGACACGACGCGUCGAAACACGCGCAUCGCGAUCAGUUCGCCAGACUGAGACCUCAAGACAUAGAAUUCCCACACAAUGGCUUCCGGACAGCGGAUCCGCAGCCGGCCGGCCCACACACCAGGCUCAACCUAUUUGGCCUAUACGCCUAAUGGAAAGCAACUCAUUACCGUCGGAGUCGAUAACUUUUGCCGUAUCUUCACUACCGGAUCCACCGACGAACCCGUUACGGUCGACGACUGCCAGGAGAAUAAUACGGCUAUUGUCGCUGGCAAUGGCUUCUUCAUCGCCGGCUCAGAAGAUGGGACGGUAUGCAAGUACUCGUUGGAGACCAACAAACUGGACGAAAUCCUCGUGAGAACAUCUCUGCCAGUAAGAGAUGUGGCAUUAAGCCCGGACGGCAACUGGGUCGCUGUUGCUAGCGAUGAGAUCGUAGUCAAGGUGGUCAACACCAAGGACAUGACCCAAGUCCAAUACCUUCGUGAACAAGGCCGAGCUGUAAAACACGUCGCCUUCGACCUCAGCGGAUCCCGCCUUGCUGUCUCAUGCACUGACGGCAACAUAUACAUGUAUUCUCUCAGCUCCGAAGAGCCAAAUAUGAUCAAAAAGGUGGGCGGAUUGAUUAAGAGCCUGGAAUCCGACGCAGAGGCGAGUGCAAAAGUCUUGUGGCAUCCUGACGGAAGAGCUUUCGGCGCACCCACCGCCGGACGCGAUAUCCAGGUCAUGUCCAGUGAUUGGGAGCUUCAACGAGCAUUCAAAACUGGUCAUUCAGGCGAUAUCACCGCUGCUGCAUGGUCGCCUAAUGGAGGGCUGCUGGCUACCACUUCGAGCGACCUGAGCUUGUGCCUAUGGGAUACGAAGACGCAGGAGCUGGUAAAGAAGUUGGACGACCUAAAAGCCACCGUGCUGGCCAUGGCGUGGCAUCCUGCAGAAAACAUCCUCUCAUACACGAACAACGACGGAGAGCUGUUCAUACACACAGACAUAGUUCCAGCUGAGCACGUCGCUCUCCUUGCGAAACCCGUCCAACCAGCGCCAUUCUUACAUGAUCCGUCAGAAGGGUCGAUAGGGAACGCGACCAAGCCGCAGAACGGCGCUCGAAUCGAUCUUCCAGAGCGCCGGCAUCGACGAGCGAGAACUCCCGACUCCCUCGAUGACAUUCUCGGCCCUGAUGAUGCCCUUUCCGAGGACGGCCUGGACGACUUCGUUGUCGACGACGACGGUGCAGGUUACGCCCCUGCCAUCAACGGCAACGGCAAACGUACGAAUGACCACCUAAACAUACACUCGCCAUCCGGUAAAAGGCGGACCUACACUUCAUCAUACCUGCGUCCCCAGCCCCACGAAGCCUUCCAACCGGGCAGCACCCCCUGGCGCGGCAACCGCCGCUACCUCUGCCUCAACCUCACCGGCUUCGUCUGGACCGUCUCCCAAGAAUCCACACACAAUACCGUCACCGUGGAAUUCUACGACCGCGAAUUCCACCGCGACUUCCACUUCACCGACCCCUUUCAAUACGAUAAAGCCUGCCUGAACGAGCAUGGCACUCUCUUCUCGUGCCCGCCUUCGAAAGAGAAUAACCAACCCGCAAUGAUUUACUACCGUCCCCACGAAACGUGGACCACGCGAGCGGACUGGCGUACAAGUCUUCCAAAGGGCGAAUCCGUCACCGCCUUGGCUCUGAGUGACAGCUACAUCGUGGCCCUCACUUCCUCAAUUUACGUUCGCGUCUACACGCUCUACGGCAUCCCCCUGCGCGUGUAUCGGCAAAAGGCGUCUCCGGCAGUAACCUGCGCGGCAUGGCGCGACUACGUCCUCACCAUUGGCAACGGCCCUGUUUCCAGCGACGGCACCUGUACGCUGUUGUACACGAUUGAAAACGUAAAGAGGGACGAGUUAUUCCAAACCGAAGACAUCGUCGCCCUGACCCCCGGCUCGACACUCUCCUCCGUCUUCUUCUCCGCAGAAGGGGACCCCUACAUCUACGACUCGACAGGCGUGCUCCUCACGCUCCUGCACUGGCGCACACCCGGUCAAGCCCGCUGGGUGCCCCUGCUCGACACCGCGCUCCUCCCCCGCCUAGCCGCGGGAGGCAAGCAGGAAUCGUACUGGCCCGUCGCCGUGGCCAACCAUCGCUUCCACUGCAUCAUCCUCAAGGGCCAGGAGAAGCACCCGUAUUUCCCGCGCCCCAUCCUGUCGGAAUUCGACUUCCAGAUGCCCAUCACGGGGCCCAAGGACGCCGAGGAUGGCGAAAGGGACGUCGAUGCCAUGGAUGAAGACUCGGACGAUGAGGAGGGAGGAGGGGGAAGUAGUAGGAAGAAGAAGGAGGCGGGCGACGAGGUCACCGCCCUCGAACACACGCACAUCCUCACUUCCACAUUGCACACGCAGCUCCUGUCUACACUGUCCCACACGCGUCCCACGCAGACGCAGAAGGCAGCUCUAGCGCAACUCGAAGUCACCAUCGAUCGCACGCUCCUCCAGAUGCUGGGCCUGGAGUGCCUGGCGGGCGAGGACCGCGGGAUGAAGGCGUUCGAGAUUGUGAAGCUGAUGCGUGAUUCUAAUGGCAAGAUGUUGGAUUUGGCCAUGAAGGUGGCGACGAGGUAUGGGAGGGAGGUGUUGAGGGAGAAGAUUGCAGAGUUGGCCGAGAGGAGGGCCGUGGGGCUGGAUGCUGGGGAUGAGGAGCUCGAGUAGAUAGGUGAUAGUUUAGGUUUUGAAUGGGUAAUGAAUUAAUGAAUGGUUCUUGAAUAGCAGACGGACUACAACAGGGGAUGUUUUGACUAGUUUAUAUUGGGGUGCGCACACUCGGGCAACAGC